This is a messenger RNA of Leptonychotes weddellii (Weddell seal), 5667 nucleotides long. It is a transcript of the gene CHRM2, whose product is annotated as cholinergic receptor muscarinic 2. Gene Ontology annotation, biological process: G protein-coupled receptor signaling pathway, coupled to cyclic nucleotide second messenger; adenylate cyclase-inhibiting G protein-coupled acetylcholine receptor signaling pathway; regulation of smooth muscle contraction. NCBI's taxonomy places the organism in Eukaryota, Metazoa, Chordata, Mammalia, Carnivora, Phocidae. Gene Ontology annotation, molecular function: G protein-coupled acetylcholine receptor activity; G protein-coupled serotonin receptor activity. The record is from RefSeq and is a predicted model, not a curated record. Gene Ontology annotation, cellular component: dendrite; plasma membrane; synapse.
UAAAUGUGUAUUUGGCUACUUGGCUACUGAUUAGAGAACACAAAAUGAAUAACUCAACAAACUCCUCUAACAAUGGCCUGGCUCUGACCAGUCCUUAUAAGACAUUUGAAGUGGUGUUUAUUGUCCUUGUGGCUGGAUCCCUCAGUUUGGUGACCAUCAUUGGGAACAUUCUGGUCAUGGUCUCCAUUAAAGUCAACCGCCACCUCCAGACCGUCAACAAUUACUUUUUGUUCAGCUUGGCCUGUGCUGACCUCAUCAUUGGUGUUUUCUCCAUGAACUUGUACACCCUCUACACUGUGAUUGGCUACUGGCCUUUGGGACCUGUGGUAUGUGACCUUUGGCUAGCCCUGGACUAUGUGGUCAGCAAUGCAUCAGUGAUGAAUCUGCUCAUUAUCAGCUUUGACAGGUACUUCUGUGUCACAAAACCGCUCACCUACCCAGUCAAGCGGACCACGAAAAUGGCAGGUAUGAUGAUUGCGGCUGCCUGGGUCCUCUCCUUUAUCCUCUGGGCCCCGGCCAUUCUCUUCUGGCAGUUCAUCGUAGGGGUGAGGACUGUGGAGGAUGGGGAAUGCUACAUUCAGUUUUUCUCCAACGCUGCUGUCACCUUUGGUACUGCCAUCGCAGCCUUCUAUCUGCCUGUGAUCAUCAUGACCGUGUUAUACUGGCACAUAUCCCGAGCCAGCAAGAGCAGGAUAAAGAAGGACAAGAAGGAGCCUGUGGCCAACCAAGACCCAGUUUCUCCCAGUCUGGUACAAGGCAGGAUAGUGAAGCCAGACAACAACAACAUGGCCGGCAGUGACGAUGGCCUGGAGCACAACAAAAUCCAGAAUGGCAAAGCCCCCAGGGAUGCGGUGACCGAAAACUGUGUCCAGGGAGAGGAGAAAGAGAGCUCCAAUGAUUCCACCUCAGUCAGUGCUGUCGCCUCCAACAUGAGAGAUGAUGAAGUCACCCAAGAUGAGAACACAGUGUCCACUUCCCUGGGCCAUUCCAAAGAUGAGAACUCUAAGCAAACGUGCAUCAGAAUUGUCACCAAGACCCAAAAAGGUGACUCGUGUACCCCAACUAAUACCACCGUGGAGGUCGUUGGUUCUGCAGGUCAGAACGGAGAUGAGAAACAGAAUAUUGUAGCUCGCAAGAUCGUGAAGAUGACUAAGCAGCCUGCCAAAAAGAAGCCUCCUCCCUCCCGGGAGAAGAAAGUGACCAGGACGAUCUUGGCUAUUCUGUUGGCUUUCAUCAUCACUUGGGCCCCAUACAAUGUCAUGGUGCUCAUUAACACCUUCUGUGCACCCUGCAUCCCCAACACAGUGUGGACAAUUGGUUAUUGGCUCUGUUACAUCAACAGCACGAUCAACCCCGCGUGCUAUGCACUUUGUAACGCCACCUUCAAGAAGACCUUUAAACAUCUUCUUAUGUGCCAUUAUAAGAACAUAGGCGCUACAAGGUAAAACAUCUUUGUAGAGAAGGCAGGUGGUGAGGGGAGCUUGGGAAAAAGAGAAGGGAUAAAAGAGCUCCCCGUUUUAAAAAAUCUCUGCCAUUGCACUUUAUAGUCUUAUUAUGGAAUGUGCAAUUAAGGAGCCUAACAGUGACACUUUUGUCGUGCCGAUGCUCUGGUUUGAGAAACCUGCACCUUAUAAACCCUGUCAGUUUAGGAGCAAUGAGACCAUGAAAGAGACAUGUUGGAGUUGUGGAUUGAAGGGACAAUCUACGCUUUCUCGUACUCUCUUGAAGAAGGGCUUCUGAAUCUACAAUUUUAUCUCUGCACAAGAAGAAUAACCUCGCUCCUUUUUUUUUUUUUUCCUUUUUUUUUGUUGUUGUUGUUCCUGUGUGUCCAUACGAGGAUGAAAUGCCACAGUUACAAGCUAACAUGGAGACUUAAACAUAAGGAAAUAGACAUCACACAAUGGAGAAGUGAAGAAAAAGAAUCAAAACAGGAUGUAGAAAUGGUCUCCAGAGUGUUAAGCAUAUAUUAUUCUUUUGUUACAGCUUUAUUUGGAGAAUUGCAACAUAAUAAAUGCUCUUUCCCCCUUACCUUUUUCCCUUUUCCCAUCAUCAAAAGAAAGCAAACAAACAAAAACCCUAACUAGAUCAGAUCAUUAUUUUUCUCAUUAUACCAUCGGCUUUUGUACUUCCCUGUUGUACAUUGUGUAAGGGCAAAAAUCUGCAGGACUUCCAGUAAAUACAACCAGACACAGCCUUGAAAGUGGGCCUUUCACCCCUGCCCACUGUGUCGUUUGCAUUCUUUGGGGGGUAUAAAAGCCUAUAAACAUUUAGUUGGCUUAUGAUCCUUUGGGUGAAAUGUUUUCACCAGCCUGGUUUUCUCCUCAACGAGCUUCUUAUGUGAACGGAGUAGCCUACCUAAUACAUAAACAUGCUUGAGAAACCAAAGUCAUUUUUUAAACUGAGGUUUGGUCAAAUUAAAGAGUAGUCAUUUUUAGUUGGAGAAAGUUUACCGAGGCCAGACGAAUUUUGCAAAAGGCAAAUAGAAGGCUGAGAGAAUUCUGUUUCAACGGGAAUUUGCCUGACCCGUGUAUGAAAUGCAAACUUGAAAAACGUGACCUUCUGGCCUUUGUCAGCAGGACGAAGCUGCUUUACUCAUUUGGAAUCCUAAGUAGGAUUAACGUACUCUCAUGGCACCAGUGACUUCUGCGUCGGUCCCAAGGGAAUAAGACCUUCUCUUGGAUGCCUGCUCGCGAAUGAUACUCAAGUCGGAGUCCAGUGAGGUUGUUUAUAGCCAUCCUAUGUCCCAGUGGAGAAGGAAAAAGUUCAUUAAAGAACAUUUCCUGAAACCACCCGUUCCAUCUUCCUCAAAUGGUCAAUUCUCCCUAACAUUUCUUAACUUCGAAAUUCCGUCCAUAGAAAUACAGGAAUCUCGUGGCAGACACGGAGUGGAUAACUAAUGGAGGCCAAGUGAGGUCAGCAAAAGCUGACGAAAAUUGUGGGUAGGGGCCCCUGUGUCACUUCUCAUGAGCUCUUGGAUUCUAGACCAUCAAAAGUCAGGUCAGGAACUGUUACCCCAACGGUGGCUUUAUAUAGACUCUCGUCCAUGGAGAGACUUUUUAUUUGGUGCCCCUGAUAAAUACAUCAUUGUAUUGAUUCACACUUAGCUAUUUCUGUCCCUCAACUUUUUUUCUUACUAUAUGUGCUGUAGUCUUAAAAUCAGAUUUUCUGAAGAUGGCCCAAUCAAUAGAAAUCAAACGUAUAAAACUCACUUCAAAUUUCCUAUUUUGCAUUUUAGAUUUAUGGGCCUUAUGAUCUCUUGACCAGUAAUAUCAAUGUAAGUAGCAUGAUUAAUGUUUCAGUAUUAAGCCUUAGCACUUUAGAGCUGUUUUGUGUGACUUGCCUCAUCAAUGGCCUCUCAACAAUUUUGAAAGUUAAAAAAAAAGCACAAGGUAAACAACAACAAAAAAGAACAGUUAGUAAGACGCAAAUUGCCAACAAUAGUUGUAUGUAACUUACCCUUUAUAAAAAUAACUUCCUGUUUGAAUAACUGCAGUCAUUUCUCCUGAAUCUCCUAGGUAUAAACAUACAGCAUCAGUUUAUACAGAUUCCUUUACUCUGCAGUUACUUCAAUGUAAAUGUUUACAAUUUUAAAUCCACAUUUACUUUGAUUUUAUUUCUUCAAAUCAGUGAAUCAGUUGAAUGGAAGGGACAUCAAGCCAAUGCGCUGUUCGGUUUGCUAUAAAUGAAACAGUCGACUGGCUGAAUAUUUCACUUAUUAACUUGUUGUACUAUUACGAUGUAGAUUCAGCUUUAGUUGGGAUGAACUCUUUGGAUUCAAGGAUUCAGGAGUCUGGAUUUGCGUCUUUUCUGGUCCACUCUAACAAUUCAACUCACCAUGAAUCAAACAGCCUCUUGCUCUUCAUUGCCAUUACAUCCUCCCUUCCUUCCUUCUGUUCUUGAUCUUCGCCGUAGCCACCUCAACCUUGUUGAAAGAGAAACCGUCAUGCAUUACGGCAAGGACGUGAAUAUAGACUGACACAUCGUGGAAGCUUUGUCAACUGGAAUCAGAGAAAUGGGAAGAAUACUGAACGUAGUAGAUGAUGAGAAAGACACAGAUUGUAUUCAAAGGUUUGCAUUAACUGUUGCUGGGUUUGUCUAUUUCAGUGGCUCUCAUACAGGAACUAUUUUGCUCCCCCGGGGACAUUUAACAAUGUGUGGAGACAUUUUUGGUGGUCACAACUUGGGGGAGAGAUACUGGAAUCUGGUAGAUAGAGGCCAGGGAGGCUGCUAAACUGCUUACGGUGCACAAGAUAGCCUCCCCCUCACACACACAACUAAGAAUUACUUGGCUCAAAGUGUCAAUAGUGCCAAAGUCGAGAGACCCUGGUCUAUUUUAAGGAAUUCUAAAGCUUACUUUGUAUACGUGGGAAAAUAAUCCUGUAUCACUAUUAGAAUAUCAAUGCAAAUUGCUCACCUGUUUCAGAAAGGUAAUGCUCACCAAUUGUGUAUCAGACACACUGUCAUCCAUGAGUCUAGUGUAUUUGUAAAUCACAGAUUGGGAACACGGGGGACAUCGACAUAUCCAGAAUUAACAGACCAUGCACAUAGCACAUUGUCUCCAACAUCUUCAUGUCCCAUUAUGAUUGCCACAGAGUCCAGUCAAUUGAGGUUGCUGGUAAUUGGCCAUUAAAAUGAUUGCAGUUGAUAUGGUCAGUUUCUAUCGGAGCUGCCACUUUUCCUUUCAAAAACAUUGAGAGCAUCUUUCAGAAACAGUCUGAUUCAUCUCCUUUAUUUUCACUGGAAAGGCGAAUAUCUGUCAAGAAUUUCUUCUCUCCUCAUAGCAAUAAUGUAAAUACUCCAGGGUGGUCUUAUAAGAAGAGGAGAUUAAGAAUGUCAAAAAGCCAGUUCAUUUCUUAAAAAAAAAAAGAGAAAAGAAAUGAUUCCUCUUUUACCAGUUCGCAUUAAUUUAACAUCAGCUCCAAGUGUUAGGACAAAGUCACAAAUAUAGGAAGUCACAUGGGAUAAGCUUUCCCAUUUGAAUGUGGAAACUGGAGGUCCCACAUACUUCUGCUCCUUAUCUAUUCCACUGCUUUUUUGAUCCUGGAGAUCUGAUAUUGGGGAAGACUGAAAUUCAAAAUGAUGGCAACAUAUACUUAGAAAUGCAAUCUACUUUUAUUUUCUCCUACUUAGUUCACUGGUGGUUGCCUUUCCCCAGUUUGAUGAUAUACCUUUCAACAACCACAGCACUGGUGUUACAAAUAGAUUAGGGAAGCACCCAAAGCUGGAUGAAUUGUGCAAAGUGUAUUUUCAGCAUGUAUAUACGAUACCAUGCCUCUUAAAUAUGCUUCUUUUAAAAGGGUGCACGCUGCAGCAUGAACUGUGUGCAUAUUUAAUGUAUCUUUCUGGAAUAUGCUGUAUGCUUAAUAUACAUAUUCUAUAAAUAAAGUAAUGAACUGUAUCAUAGAAAUACAUAUUUCUGUAUGCAAAUAAAUAUGUUAUACACAAAAUCUUGAUAUGCAAUAUGGUAUAUGUUGCUUCAGAGAGUAACAAGACUAGAUUUUAUAUGCCCUUUUUUUUUAAAGUAGUACUUGCUUUUGAAGGAAGAGGUUUAAGAACGGCCAAAAUCCUACCCAUAUUACUAUGAAACUGUUUUAUAAUCUUUGAAAGCAUGGCACUGAUUUUAAGUAUCUCUUGGAGGACUAUAUUAAUAAAUCUUUGCUGGUGUCA